Messenger RNA from Aedes albopictus (Asian tiger mosquito), 4235 nucleotides. RefSeq lists its product as uncharacterized. Bases 1891 to 4227 code for a protein of 778 amino acids. The record is from RefSeq and is a predicted model, not a curated record. The transcript has 2 exons. NCBI's taxonomy places the organism in Eukaryota, Metazoa, Arthropoda, Insecta, Diptera, Culicidae. Gene Ontology annotation, molecular function: zinc ion binding; nucleic acid binding.
GUCACUUAAUUCACAGUCCAAUUUGUGAACAAAUAAUAUCAAUUUUUCCUCGACUAAUAUGCUCAAGCUCCAUGAUAAUGCUAUAACAUCGCCAAGCGAACAUCACCAUAAAAGCUUAGCACGGACAAACACCUUAUUCGACCUUCUAUAAAAGGGAAAUUUCUGAGUGCUUUCGGUAUAAAUUUAAAUUUGGCUCCGCUCUCCAAUGCUCUUGAGUUACCGACGAAUGAGAACUACCUGGUUUUUAAAUUGUGCAGCUAGGCAAUGCACUGUAACAUGCAGUGAUUUGUAAAAUGCCUAAAGUUAUUUAAAACAAAGAGAAUUCUUUGUCCUGCGGAUAUUACGCAGUAGUUUAAAACUAUAGUUUGGGCAACUUGGCCCACUACAAUAGCUUGUCACUUGAGUAGUGAUACUUGAUUUGUGCGGACGCAUAAGUACCUAGUGCAACCGUUAUUAGAAAGCCAUAGGUGUUACCAAAUAGUUCUGAAGUGUGACAAAAUAGUAAUUUAUUUGAAGUACCUAGAGAACAGCUACUAAAUUGUAAUUGUAUAUGAUACGGUACUAAAUAGUCACGCGUGUAAUCGCUUAUUGUGAUUUAAGUUUGUAAAUUACAAGGUAAGCCAAGAUCAGAGCUAGUAAGUACAAGUAUUAAAAGAAUACGUUGCAGGAAAUUCCCUACAACGUAGGGUGGUUGUGUAGGCUUGCACCAGAGCACCAACCGAACCACGUGCUGCACCGGUUUUUGCGCGCUCCGUUCGUGAGAACCUCUCGUCGACGCUCUCGCUUUUGCAACCCAAAGCCACUCACUAUCCACACGCAUAGAACUGCUCGAACGCCAGCGACGACUAUUCGAAGACGGAAAACAAGUCGUCCGUUUCUCCGGUGGACCGUUUUUGCACACCGACCGUCUUCAGGGGACCUCACGUACCAGUGGUUCCCUAGUUGGUAGCCAAGGAGCAGUCAAGUAUUUGGAAGUUUUAUCUGCGGGUGUGAGUUUCACGUGCGAACGAAAGUCGAGCGAUCGAUGAAUAGCCCUAUGAACACGUGGAGUGCAGCCAAUACCGACCACGUGUUACCAAGCUUGGAAAGCGCAAGGUAAAGCCAAAAGCCUUGAAGAAGGACCGUCGGGGCCCCGAGCAACGCGUCGUGGGACCAACGCCGCCGGCAAGUACCCUUUAGAAGAAGAGAUAGAUUAAGGGAAGAAUUAGCUAGCGAUAAGAGAGUGUUGUGCACGAAUUGGACCAAUAAAGAUUUUUUUUCUAAAACUUCGUGCACUGGUUCCAAAAACGGGCACAUAUUCGGCACUUUUCCAAAAUCGCUACUGAAGUGAGCUUUUAGAUUAUUUUCUUUUUUUUUAAAUUUCAUUGAAUUUUUCUAAUUUUCGUGGGUAAAGAGUUCUCUCAAUUUACAGGGGGCUAAACAGGUGAGUUGGGUCAUUUUUUGGGAGCUCAAGAAUUAGUCAGUGUGUUUGAGCCAUUCAAAGACUCGCCCUAGAAGAGGGUCUCAAAGCCGGGACCUAAACAGCAUCAGCAGUCUUCCUAAACCCAGGAAGUGGCGCAUAAGCUGCUGUUUGUGGUAAGCUUUAAACAUUACGUUACAUUCUGGCGCCCAACGUGGGGCCCACGAGCUAAAAGUUUAGUCGAAUUAGAAACAAAUUGAUGUGAAUUAAAAUUUUUUUGAAUGAACUCGAAUUAAAAAAAAAUAGGUGAAUAGUUGAAUUUGAUUUUCGGUUUUGGGUUUGGUUAGAAAUAGGUCUUAGAAGUAUACAUUUUGUUCUGUGACUAAAUUAAGUUUAUAUAUCUUAUAUUUUUUUGAUUUUUUUUUUGAAUUUAUUUGUUUUGCUGUUUUUUGUACGUUCACUAUUUUCAUUUUUUUUGAUUUCCAACAAAGAUGAUGGAAACCUACCGCAUUUAUGCGAAGGAUUUGGAGGAGGAUGAGGUUGACUAUGAGUUGACCAUACGUGGGUACCCGUUAGAGGGUCCACUUGAAACUCGUUACCGAGCACUACGAUUGGCUUUACGUCAACCCGAAGACGAAGACGCGGUGUUGAACACUGAGUACUCGUUGCUUGGAGAUUUUGUGGUUGUGCCAAUCAAGCUGAAAGAAAUUGAAACUCAGUUAGAAACCGAUGAUCUGAAGUGUUUUUCAAGACUUGUGCAUUACCAUAAGAGAGUGCGACGUUAUGUCCCCGAUACCGAUCAGCAACGCCGGAAUCAGGAAGAAUUGUUGGACGUGAUAGUGCGAAUGGUUCGUAAGUAUUACAACGUCGAUCUUCAGACAGCCGCGGAUCGAGUACCAGUAAUGCGGUUAGAGACGAAUCCAUCAGAGGUCGUAGGAGCGACCGGUGGUGGUGUGCAACCGAAGAUUUCGUUUUUGCCUUCCUCAUCACAUCGGGACGCUGGAGAACUUGCCGCUAUGGCUGGUGCCGGUAUGGCGGGAACACCCGUAAGGACGAGACUGUCGAACGUCUCGUUGCCUGCUGUUGAAACGGAGUUGAUAAGUUUUUCAGAAGACCGGCCCCAGGGAACUCCAAAAGAGACAAGCCGGAAAGAAUCAGGCUCUGGAGCUGUUCGGAAGCAGCCGCCGGUUAGCGACACCCGAAGGGUCGGAGGUGAUGUUUUUGACCUGGAUAAACUAAGUAAACCCGUUGGCCACGAGGAACGAGGUGGCGUUGAGGAUCGUUCGCGGAUGGUCACGACGCCCGGAGCAGCGGCAGGAAGGGUUCCAGCUGGUCCAGUUGAAUUUCGGAACCCGUUUCCACCACUUCGUUUUGAUUCUCAGUGGGAGACGCCCGAAUUCAAAAGCAAUAUCCCGAGCAACUUGUUGGCACCGGAACAAAAUCCGGUUGGCCACGAGCGCAAGGCUCCAGUUGAGACGCAGCGCCUACGUAGCCCAUCGAUCCCGACAAAACCGAUGUGUAAACCUGAGGAGAGUAAAGUAAAUCUGAAUGAGUUUGUGCAUAAAUCGGAGAUUCAAGGAUAUAUCCAGGAGUACAUCAAUAAAGUGUUAGCUCCAGAACGUUAUGGGCCUGAGGUGAAGCAUCGGCCGAUCGACACAAUAGUGGAUAGAAUCGCCAAUAUUGGAAUUCGGGAUCCGGAGGUUUCGCAGAUAUCCAGAGCGGCGAUUCCACGUCAGGAAAUAAAUUUGGAACCCCCUCUGCAGCAAACGGAAGGACUACCCUUCACUAGUGAAGGACGAAGGCCUAACCUACAUUAUAAUACUGGAGUGGGAUACGGGCAAUCGAGUACCACGCCACCUCUAAUCUCUCCGGUCAAUACAGGAGGAAUGCCGCCUUAUACGCAGCCGAAUAUGAUGGGGUCAAACCAUCACGUCGGUGGAGGUUGGCCACCCUAUACUGCUCAUCGAAGACUGCCUCAUCAAACGUGUAAUAUCAUCGAGAAAUGGCCGAAGUUUUCGGGAGACUCUAAUCCGGUUCCAGUGGUAGACUUUUUGCGACAGGUUGAAAUACUGAGUCGAUCGUACCAAGUAACACCAGACGAACUCCGCAUGCACGCUCAUUUGCUGUUUAAGGACGAUGCUUACGUCUGGUUUACCGCAUACGAAAGUCAAUUGGCCACCUGGGACAUGUUGUUAGUUUAUUUGAAAAUGAGGUACGACAAUCCAAAUAGGGACAAAUUCAUCCGAGAAGAGAUGAGGAAUCGAAAACAGAGGCCUAACGAACUGUUCAGUGCUUAUUUGACAGACUUAGAGGCGAUGUCACAAAGAAUGACUCGGAGAAUGACGAAUGAAGAGAAAUUCGACAUUAUCGUGGAGAAUAUGAAGCUGUCAUAUAAGCGAAGAUUAGCUCUGGAACCAGUCAACUCUAUUGCGCAUUUGGCGCAAUUAUGUUACAGAUUUGACGCUUUGGAAACAAACUUGUAUAAUCCCAGGACGGGAAUUAAACCUGCUGUGAAUGCUAUUGGUUAUGACAACGAAUCGGAUAGAGAACCGAAUGAUGAGGAGGAAACUUGUCUACUAGCUCUACAGACCAAAACUUUCAAAAAAGGAGGUGCGAAUGUUUCAUCCACCAACCAAACAGCGAGAGAAAAUAAUCCUUUACUGUGCUGGAACUGUCGCAAGAGUGGACACAUGUGGAGAGACUGUGAUCGUAAGAAGAGUAUUUUCUGCCAUAUCUGCGGAAUGCAGGAUACAACGGCUUAUCGCUGUCCAGAAAAUCACAAUUUUAAACCUCAAGACUCGUCGCCUGAGGUAUCAAAAAACGAGUAGGAUCAGGG